Nelumbo nucifera (sacred lotus) is the source of this 4335-nucleotide messenger RNA. RefSeq names its product protein OBERON 4-like. Gene Ontology annotation, cellular component: nucleus. The record is from RefSeq and is a predicted model, not a curated record. Gene Ontology annotation, biological process: root meristem specification; maintenance of root meristem identity; maintenance of shoot apical meristem identity. Lineage: Eukaryota; Viridiplantae; Streptophyta; Magnoliopsida; Proteales; Nelumbonaceae.
UUUUUUUCUUUUCUCUUCUUUUUUUGUUUUUUCCUCUUCUAGGUUAUGCUUCAUCUUCUCCUCCUCCUUCUUCUUGCAUGGUUAAUUCCUUCUACUUAUCCUUCGUUCGUUGGAAGGUUUCCACGGUUAAGCAUUCUCCGGCUGCGUCCUGCGUCAAAUUCGCGGAAAUUUCCAGAAGGAGACUGUAUAUGCGUGACUGGUAACUCUUGUUCGGUUUUAGUUUCUACUGCCACGUCGUUUAUUGGUGUUUCGAAUUUUAUAUCAAUGGAAAGCUAGGGUUUUUGGAAAUUAGGGUUUCGGGAAACUAGGAUUUCGAAUUUGAGAUCUAGUUUCCCGUUUUGUUAAUUUUGUUUUUUGUUCUGUAUAUUAAGUAUGAAGAGGUUGAGAUCUUAUGGUGAUAGUCUUGAUUCGGUUGGGGAAAAGGGGGUUUGUAAAGAUUGGGGAAGAAGGGAUCAGGAUCCAGACCGCUCGUCGUCGCAUCGGAGGUUUUAUUCAAAAGCUGAGAAUGGCGGGCUAAAGGGGUUAUCGUCUUCGUCUGGGUAUGAUCGAUCGAUAGAUGAUGAUCGGGAGAGUUCCAGAUCCUUGCGUAAACGACUGGACCAUGAUUCUGAUGGUUUUGAUCGUAGGAAAAGCUUUGAUCGGUACCGUGAUUGCAGCGACAGGGGUAUUUCAAUUUCUUCGCCUCGGAACUCGUAUGGGGGAGAGCGGAUGCAUCGAUCCGAGAGCUUCUCUGGCUCUAGGCGGGAAUUUCCGAAAGGGUUUAGAUCAGAGAGGGAUCGGUCGCGGCGAGAGGGUAGUGUAUCGUCGUGGCGGAGAUUUGGUGGAAGCAAAGAUGUCGAUGAAGAUACUAGGUUUACUUCCGAUUCAGGCCGAGGGAGUCGAGUUGCUUCCGAGGACAGAGGAAAUGUGAGAUCUCCGCAGGGGGGCUCCAAAGAUGCUAUCAAGUCCCCUCCUUGGUCAAAGGACUCUAGUGGAGAGCAAUCGAAGAGCGUUGAGAUUAAGAAGAAUGAAGAAGUGCAGGUAGAGAAUGGUAAUAGCAGUGAGAUGGAGGAAGGGGAGCUCGAACCCGAAGCUGAACCUGAAGCAGUUCGUGAACCUGAACCCACGCAUGAACCUGAACCUCCUCAACCUCCUCAACCUGAACCUCCAACUGAGGUGACUACUGAGAAUCAUAUGGAACUAGAGACUGAGCAGCAGACCGAACAAGAGAUGAACUUGGAGAAAGAAGCAAAACCAGUGCCAGAGGGGAAGAUAGAGCUCGGGAAGGAACAUACAUGUGAUGAAAAACAGGAAAAUGAAGUAUCAGAGACAUUGACUUCUUCAAUAAAGGAAAAUGAAGAGCUGCCAGAUUUACGGGAUGGUCUGGUUGAUAGAUUGGUUGGAAGUAAGAAAGAAGCAGCAGCAGUGGAUGAAGAAGUACAGGACAGGGGUCAAGAGAAGGAAGAAAGUUGCAGGGAGGACCAAGAACAUUCACCCUCCUCUGACCAUAAACCAGAAGAAGAAGGUAAAGGGGAAGAAACUGUUGAUGCAAAUGCUGAGAAGCCAUUGCAUUUGAGGGAAGAACAGAAAGAAAACAAGGGCAUAGAUCUAGAACCUGAGGCUGAGGACCUCAAUCUACCCGAUUCAGAUAAGGAAGUUCUUGAAAAGAAUGAAACCCCUAAGGUAACCCUGGCCUUUAUAACAGAAAAGCAAACCCAAAAUGACAAAGAUAAAGGCAAAAAUCUAGCUAUUGCUCUUUCUCUCUCAAAUCAUGCUAAUCCUGUGGAAGAUGGUAGCUGGAUGGAAAAGGAUUUGCUAACCAGAAGAGAAGAUGCUAUGGAAGGACCUAGCUGUAGGGGAUUUGAGUUAUUUUUUGGCCCCUCUGCUACAAAAUCAGAGAAGGUGAGUAACUCUGGUGUUGAUAAGCAUAAAAAUGAAAAACUGAAAAUGGAACCACUUGAACUAUCUCUUGGCUUGCCAAAUGUUUCAUUACCACAUGCAUCUCAAGAUCCAAUGCCAGCCCCUAGCUCCCCUAGUCAUGUAAGAAGUGUUCAGUCUUUGCGUACCACUACCACCUUUCGUACGGCCUCUGAUGGGUUCACUGCAUCAAUUUCAUUUUCAGGUUCCCAACCUUUUGUUCACAACCCCAGUUGUUCUCUUACACAGAAUUCAUUUGACAAUUAUGAACAAUCAGUUGGCAGUCAUCCUAUAUUCCAGGGGGUUGAUCAGGUUUCUCAUGGAACCUGGCAAGGACAGCCUUCAAAUGAGCCUAAACGCAAGGAGGUUCCUUUGUAUCAGAGAAUAUUAAUGAACGGAAAUGGGUCUUUGCAUGCAUCUCAAUCAUCACAAGGUAUUUUACAUUCUCAAGCCAUGCAAGGGCAAUAUCUUAAAGUUGCUGAAGGAAGCUCUGGAGCGCCUAUUAGCUUUGAUGGACAUCCAAGUCUUUCAAGACAGAUAUCAGGAGCACGACCAAGGCAACAUGAUAAAAUCAGAUCCCCUACAAAUAGUGUUGGAUCUCAUGAAAUUAGAUCGGAAUAUGAUAAAGAUAAGAAGCAGAUAAUGAGAAAGAGAAGUGGUGGUAGUAUGUUUCAGAGUAAUAGUCAGAUGGAGAUGGAACAGCUUGUGGUAGGUGGAACUGGUUUUGCUGAAAAGAUCAUCACCAUGAUAGUUUCAGAACCAAUACAAGUAAUGGCUAGGAGAAUUCAUGAAAUGACAGAACAGUCCAUUGCGUGUCUAAAAGAGUGUGUUUAUGAGAUGAUAGUAAAUGAAGAGAAGCAUGGGCAGCUACAUACAUUUCAGGAGACCCUGCAAAACAGGUCUGACCUUACGGUGGAGAUACUUUUAAAGUCCCAUCGGGCUCAGCUGGAGAUCUUGUUGUUUCUCAAGACUGGUCUUCAGGAUUUUCUUAGGCGAGCUAAAAAUGUUCCUUCUUCUGACUUAGUUGAAAUAUUUCUAAACUUAAGGUGCAGGAAUCUUGAGUGUAAGAGUAUUAUACCUGUGGAUGAAUGUGAUUGCAAGGUUUGCAUACAGAAGAAUGGCUUCUGUAGUUCUUGCAUGUGCCUCAUUUGCUCAAAGUUUGACAUGGCAUCUAAUACUUGUAGUUGGGUUGGGUGUGAUGUAUGCCUUCAUUGGUGCCACACAGAUUGUGGACUACAGGAAUCUUAUAUUAGAAAUGGCCCGAGUGUCACUGGGGCUCAAGGGGCAACAGAGAUGCAGUUCCACUGUCUUGCCUGUGAUCAUCCUUCUGAGAUGUUUGGCUUUGUAAAGGAAGUUUUCAAAACUUGUGCAAAGGAUUGGAAAGCUGAAACUCUUUACAAGGAACUUGAAUAUGUGAAGAAGAUUUUUUCUGCCAGCAAGGACAUGAGAGGGAAACUACUUCAUGAUAUUGCUGAUCAGAUGAUGACUAGAUUGGAAAAUAAGUCCAAUCUUCCUGAGGUCUAUAGUCAUAUAAUGGGAUUCUUGACCGGAGAUUCCAAGUAUGGCAAUACUUCCAUGUUGACUUUGAAUGAAUUACCCCAUAAGAACCUAGGAGAAGGAAGCAACGGGGUUGUUGGGCUGAGCCAAGAAAAUAUGUGGCUGACACCUGUUUCAACAGAUAAUGCUGCUAUUCACAUUGAAAAAACGGGUAGCGUUACUCCCAACUUGGAUUGGGAUCAGGGGGGUAUGCGGAGAGAAGGUUCUGAGAUGCAGAAAAGCAGUGAAAAUAAACCAGUUAUGGAUGAAUUAGAUAGCAUUGUUAGAAUCAAACAGGCAGAAGCUAAAAUGUUCCAAGCACGUGCUGAUGACGCAAGAAGAGAGGCUGAAGGCCUAAAACGUAUUGCAAUUGCUAAGAAUGAUAAGAUUGAACAAGAGUACACUAGCCGAAUUGCAAAGUUACGCUUGGUUGAGGCUGAGGAAAGGCGCUGGCAAAAACUCGAAGAACUUCAGACUUUAGAGAAGGCACAACGUGAAUACUUAAAUAUGAAGAUGAGAAUGGAAUCUGAUAUUAAAGAUCUAUUGUUAAAAAUGGAAGCCACAAAGCGGAAUCUCAGUACAUGAUGUGGCUGACAGGGCAGAUGUAUGUAUUCUCAUGGAGAUUCAUAAAUCUCAGGUAACUUUACACUUGUUAGGUAGAGACUUUAUAAGCCAGGUUGUAUUUUCAGCCUUCCUUCUCCUUUAUCUUUUAUGUGCUCUAUGGUUUAUAGGUGUACAAUUAGUAUUAGGUUAGUUUUUUUGUUCUCCUUGUUGUAGCUAACUGGAGCUUGUACAGAGAAUGCUCCAUCUUUUAUGUGAAAUUGGUUUCCAUUUUUGGAAGCAAUUUGAAAAGGAAAUAUAGAUUCCCAUCAAUUCAAUCAUUUUCUUUUGUUUUGUGCAAAA